Molecule: messenger RNA, 987 nt
Organism: Seriola dumerili (greater amberjack)
Lineage: Eukaryota; Metazoa; Chordata; Actinopteri; Carangiformes; Carangidae
Gene: cth1
Product: mRNA decay activator protein ZFP36L2-like
Exons: 2
Coding region: 1-987 (328 amino acids)
Molecular function (GO): metal ion binding; mRNA binding
Source: RefSeq, a predicted model, not a curated record
AUGUUCGAGACCAGUAGUGACGACUUGUUCCUGCCUUCCUGCCAAGAUGAGGAGCUGGUUGACAACCUGCUGUCCACUGAGGAUUUGGAUGGCGAUAGCAGUGGUGUAGGAGGAUGCAGCCUCUCCCUGGCUAAGGCCCUCCUUCCCCUGGUAGAGUCCUCCUCCCCUCCCCUCAUCCCCUGGGUCUGCUCCACCCGCUACAAGACGGAGCUCUGCACCAGCUACUCCGCUACUGGGUUCUGCAAGUACGCAGAGCGCUGCCAGUUCGCCCACGGCCUCAACGAGCUCCACGUUCCCUUCCGCCACCCAAAGUACAAGACGGAGUUGUGUCGUAGCUAUCACACGACUGGCUACUGUUACUAUGGCAGCCGCUGCCUGUUUGUCCACAGCCCCACUGAGCAGCGGCCUGCCCUACGCCGCCGCAGGAACAUCCCCUGCCGCACCUUCCGCUCCUUUGGCGUUUGUCCCUUUGGUACUCGCUGUAACUUCCUGCACGUCGAGGGUGGAGACAUUAACGGCAGUCUGGAGUCUCCCGACGUUGGCGAGGAAAAGACUCCAUCCAAUCUCAGCCACCAGCUCCAACCACAGACCAAGGAGUGGAGGCCUCGAGGAGCUCUGUGCCGCACCUUCAGCUCCUUCGGGUUUUGCCUUUACGGCACACGCUGUCGCUUCCAGCACGGCCUCCCCAGCAAGAUCAAAACGCCAGACCAGCAUCAAGGAAGAGCCCUCCGCCCUCAGCCAUCUCUCAGCAGUUCAGGUUUACCUUCCCCCACCUCCCCCUUCACCUCAACCUCGUCGAACUCUUCAACCUCCUCCUCUCCUCCAUCUACCUCUCCUCUGGCCACCCCGCCUGCAGAGGUCACGGCCCACAAUGCCUUCACCUUCUCCAGCCAGCACCUGAGUGACCUGCUGCUGCCGCUGGCCCUCCACCUGCAGCAGCUGGAGAGCAGCAAGGCCCAGGAGAUCUGGGACAACAGGGCGGUCUAA